Amoebophrya sp. A120 is the source of this 1922-nucleotide messenger RNA. The record is from the annotation of a GenBank genome assembly. NCBI's taxonomy places the organism in Eukaryota, Dinophyceae, Syndiniales, Amoebophryaceae.
UUUACUGAAAAAAAAAGGAUCAACAAAAAGGGAGGUGUCAGAUUCAGAUAAGCAGGGAAUGUAGGGCUACAUCGCCAUCAUGGCCAUGGACAUGGAGAAAAAUCCUAAAUCGGAUCUGUCGUGUCUACUCAGUGUGGCCUAGUAUCUCGUCAAGAUGAGCCUUAACCUCCACCUCUACCGCAGUGAGCCACUUAUCCUUACGCUGGAGGAAUUAUGACAAACAAACUCAUCUUCCCAAUAUCGAUCCGAAAGACGUGGUAAACGCGGCAAAGCUUUUCGUUUACACAAAAAAAAAAAAUGUCGCUCCCGUCCGCCGCCUCGGUGAAGCUAGCAAGGAAAUCCAUGCAAAAAUUCUACGCUGGGAAAACCGGUCGUGGGAGGGAUUACCUGCUUUGCUCCAGCCGAACCGCAACUGGUGGUGCGAGUGCUGCAAAAGACCACGGUCAGGCUGAAAUUUCUGCUGGUGCGCGACCUGAUAUAAUACAGCAAGUAGGGGCGGCACAGGAUGGAGGAGCUCCAGGUGGAGAAGAUUAUGAAAAACUGCGCAAGAGGACGAGCACCCGCUUCGAGUCGCCCGACGCAUGCCCACCAACAUUAGAGUUCGACGAACAAAUAGGACCGGCGCCGGACGAACUUGAGCCGCGGCCAGAGAGUUUAACAUGCCUUGGGAAAAUAAAUGCGAAUGAUUUAUUUGAGCGACCUGCCGCCAUUGCCAAGGAUAAAGGAGCAGCUCAACAAGCUCGCGCACCGCCACUGCCCCUGCAGGAGCAGCAGACCAUUCCAUUCUCCCGCGUCUUCGCCGACCGCUUCGCCGCGGCGCUGCGCCGCGUGAUGAAGCUGCGAGAACAUGAGACUCUGGAGAAAUGGCACGAGACGAUUGAAAAUUUCGACCCACAGCGAUCCGUCCGAGCGGCGAAGAGAAAACUCGGGUUUCUAUUGCGGGGACAGCAGCAGGAGCAGGAUCUUCCGGAAACAGGAGAGGAGACCGCUGUGCUGGCACAAAACGAGGAAGUUUCUGUUGCGGACAACCCAACGCCGAGGGCUGCUGCAGCGGACCUGGGAGCCGACCAAACUCAUGAAUCGAUCGAGGACGUUUACCAUGACUUUCUACAAGCCGUUGUCUUCCCGCAUUUGCAACAGGCGAUUUCUGAUGCGGGUGGCGGAUCGGGCACGUCGGGAACGCAAGAUAUAAACAACGCGACAAAUUAUUGCUCUGAAGACAGCACACGAGCAGGCCGCUCCUCCGACGACAAACAAGUACUAGAAACCCACUUUUUCGUCCAAGCGACCCCUUGCAUUCGCGUGCAAACCCCGUCUACCCAGCGACUCACCCUCCCGCACAUCGACGCGAUGUACGGCCACCAACCCGGGCAGAUCAACUUCUGGCUUUCGUUAAACGAAACCGACGGCACGGUCAAGGGGUCGAAUUCGCUUUUUUCCGAAUCCUUUCCGAACCGGGGCGAUUUCCGCAGUUUCGACGUCUGCCGGGGGGAGCUGGUGCGGUUCUACGGGAAUAAGUGUCUGCACUUCACGGAGCCGAAUAAGACUGAGUGGAGUCGGGUGAGCUUGGACUUCCGCAUCGUGCCGGGCAGUUGCUUCGAGCUGGAUUGGCCUGGGGGGAAGGAUCCGAAGGGCCGGCCGAAGUUUCGGGUCGGGGAAGGACAGUAUUAUCGGCGGAUAGACGUAUUAGAAGGUCAACUGGAAGUUGUAGGCCUGUGAUUGUAUUGUGAAAAUGAAUACGAACGACCAAAGCGACACUACUUCUGAGAACUACUAAGUGCGAAAGCUCCCUUUGCUUGCGCGAAGGUACGAAAAUCAAGCAGAAUUCCGCAGCUCAGCGGCGUAAAUCGCCACCGUUUCGGCAACAUGGCGGCUGUUGCGACAAAUACCAAAGAAGUAAGCUUCUAGCUGCUGCAGAACUC